This is a messenger RNA of Gadus macrocephalus (Pacific cod), 7139 nucleotides long. Its product is annotated as IQ motif and SEC7 domain-containing protein 3-like. NCBI's taxonomy places the organism in Eukaryota, Metazoa, Chordata, Actinopteri, Gadiformes, Gadidae. The record is from RefSeq and is a predicted model, not a curated record. Gene Ontology annotation, molecular function: protein binding.
UGACCCUCCUGUAGACGCGUCUUUGGGGGACAAUGGGAAGGGAGGAGAGGGGGAGCCGCGGCCCCCGCCUCAGUGUGAGGAGCACCAGCAUCAGGCACAGCCUGAGCCCCCCCUGCAGCCCCCCCUGCAGCCCCAGCAACACUCUCCCACACAGCCACAGCCCCAGCCCCAGCCAGAACCAGAACCAGAGCCAGAGCCAGAGCCAGUGGCACAACAGGAACCACAACAGGAACCAGAACAGGAACAUGAACCAGAACAGGAACCAGAACAGGAACAGGAACCAGAACAGGAACAGGAACCAGAACAGGAACAGGAACCAGAACAGGAGCCAGAGCUGGAGGCGGAGCUUGCGCCCGAGCCCCCGGCCAGCACUCCUCCCGGGGACGGGCCCUGCGAGCACGCCGCCCGGGCCAGCCCCCCCGCGGACCCCGCCGCCGCGGACGUCCCCGGGCCCGGCGGGGAGGAGCACGAAGAGGAGGCGCAGCCAGGCGGCGGGCCGGAGGAGGAGCAGGAGGAGGUGGUGCAGCGCGGGGCGGCGGAGGAGGAGGGGGGAGGAGAGGAGCAGGAGGAUGAGGAGGAGGAGGAGGAGGAGGAGGGGGGAGGAGUGAAAGGAGGCGGGGCGGGGCGGCGGGCCAGCCUGCACCACUCUGCCUCCCCCCUGAGGGGGGGCCCCCACUCAGCCACCUCCGAGUAUGAGCUGUCACUCGACCUCAAAAACAAGCAGAUCGAAAUGUUAGAGCACAAGUACGGCGGCCACCUCAUCUCCCGCCGCGCCGCCUGCAAGAUCCAGACGGCCUUCCGCCAGUACCAGCUCAGCAAGAACUUCGAGAAGAUCCGCAACUCCCUGCUGGAGAGCCGGCUCCCGCGCCGCAUCUCGCUGCGGAAGGUGCGCGUGCAGAACGCCGAGGGCUUCUCCGCCGAGCGGGCCCUGGCCGAGGGCUGCGGCCUGGCCGGCGUGCCGCUGGUGCGCUCGCCGUCGCUGCCCGCCGCCGUGGGCGGGUCCCUGACCGACCUGGAGGACUCCUUCACCGAGCAGGUGCAGUCGCUGGCCAAGUCCAUCGACGACGCGCUCAGCAACUGGAGCCUGAAGACCAUGUGCUCCCUGCAGGAGGCCGGCGGCUACCAGUUCACCGCAGAGUCCUUCAGCGCUGCUGCGGCCGCGGCGGCGGCGGCUGCGGCGGCGGCGUCCGGGACCGGGGUAGCGGGUGGAGAGGGCGAGCGAGGAGGGAACAAGGAGGCGACGACGCUGAACCCGUUGGACCCGGGGGACCUGUCCCGCAGCGCCAGCAAGCUGAUGAUGGCGUUCCGGGACGUCACCGUGCAGAUCGACAGCCAGAACUUCCGCGUCUCCUCCUCGGUCGUGGAGUCCUCCGCCUCGGUUGCCCUGGGCAACUGUGUACCGCCGGCAGGAGGCCAGCCCCCCUGCGCCCUCACGACCGCCGCAACGGCCGCCUCGACCGCCUCGACCGCCUCGACCGCCUCGACCGCCACCUCACCCCCCGCAUUCGUCCCGCCCGGACCCCCCCACGAACCCGACCCCCCGCCCGUAGGGUCCCCGGUACACCCGACCGGAGACCCCCCGCUGGCCCCGCAGGAACCCCCGCCCCCCCCGGACGCAGAGCCGGAGGAAGAGGAAUGCCAGUACGCCGACUUCCCGGCCCCGCCCCCCAGCGAGGAGGAGCUGGUGGAGGACGACGAACAGCCGCCGCUGACCCCCCUGGACCGGAUGGCCGCCCCCGCCGGCCCCCCCCAGGUGGCGGUGAUGGCCGAGCUGGCCCCGCCGCCAGCCUCCGGCAGCACAGCCCCCCCCCCCCCGCCGCCGCCCACGGCCACGGCGUCCCCCGCGGCCCCGCCCCUGGAGGCGCGGCGCAGCGGCUCGGACCCGGCGGACUGCGGCUCGGAGCCGGUGAGCAGCAGCAGCGUGUCCACGGAGGCGCGCUCGGCGUCCGAGGCCUCGUCCAAGGAGGCGCUGCAGGCCAUGAUCCUCAGCCUGCCGCGCUACCAGUGCGAGAACCCGGCCAGCUGCAAGUCGCCCACGCUGUCCACCGACGUCAUGAGGAAGAGGCUGUACCGCAUCGGCCUCAACCUCUUCAACGUCUCAAGCACCUUCAAGCGUUCCAAACGAGGGGAGAUGAAGGAGAGGGAAGCUGCGCUCUCCAACGAGGACCACGUCACCUACGUCUCCAAGGUGGAGCAGUCCAUCGUAGGCAUGAAGACGGUGCUGUCGGUGCCCCACAGAAGGCUGGUCUGCUGCAGCCGUCUGUUCGAGGUGACGGACGUCGGCAAGGCCCAGAAGCAGGCGGCCCACCAGAGAGAGGUGUUCCUCUUCAACGACCUCAUCGUGAUUUUGAAGCUGUGUCCGAAGAAGAAGAGCUCUGCAGCGUACACCUUCUGUAAAGCCAUGGGCCUGCUGGGCAUGCAGUUCCACCUGUUUGAGAACGAGUACUACCCCCAUGGCAUCAGCAUCCUGUCCCCCUUCGGCUCAGACAGGAAGCAGGUGCUCAACUUCUGCGCUCCGAGCGCCGAGGAGCUGCUCAAGUUCCUGGAGGACCUGAAGGAGUCCAUCGCAGAGGUGUCCGAGAUGGAGCAGAUACGCAUCGAGUGGGAGCUGGAGAAGCAGCAGGGCUCCAAGACGCACUCUGCAAAGAACAACGGCACCCAGCUGGAGCUAAGGGCCAUGCAGGGCUCCCCAUCAGGUCAUCAGGACAUCCUGGACAGAAGUGGGCACAACGCAGUAGAGGUGUCAAUCCAAAACAGGCUUCAGACGUACCGGCUCAGCUGCAGCCCGGAGCCGAGCCCCGGGAGCGCGGGCCCUCCUAGCCACCAGGGGGCGCUCUUCAGGCCGGAGUCGCCCCAGGGCCCCCUGCCCGCCCCCCAGCAUCACACGCCGCUGGCCGCGGCGCCGGCGCCGGGCGUGGCCCCGGGCACCCCCACCCACCACCACCUCCACCAACUGCACCAACACCAGCUGCACCUGCACCAGCUCCACCUGCAGCAGCAGCAGCAGCAGCAGCUCCACCCCCUGGCGGCCCCCCCGGCGGCGGCCGUCAGCCUGGGGGACCUGCGCCCCGAGGCGCUGCACAUCCAGUGCCAGCAGAUCGUCAAGGUCCUGCUGAUGGACGGCGCGGGGCGGCACGGCCACGUGGAGGCCUUCCUCAGCCAGACGCCACACCCCCACCAACACCUGUACCACCACCAGCCCUACCAACACCACCACCACCACCACCUGCACCCCAGCCUGCAGCCGCACCCCCUCCUCCACCACCACCACCACCACCAGCCCUACCACCACCACAGCCUCCACCAGCUCAGCCCGCCCGCCGCCGCCGCCGAGCAGCAGCCCCCGCUGCCGCCGCCGCCGCCGCCCUACAACCACCCCCACCAGUACAUCCCCCCCCCGGACCCCCGCCUCGGCCUGGCCCGCACCCCCAGCGGCUCCCAGAGCAUGCUGUGAGCAAAGACCCGGACCCGGAGCCGGGCCCGGAGCCGGACCCGGAGCCGGGCCUGGAGCCGGGCCUGGAGCCGGGCCUGGACUCCCUCUCCCAGCAAAGACCUGCACACUCAUUUAUAUACAUGCAUAUAUAUGUACACAAAUAUAUGUAUAUAUAUGUGUGUAUAUACAUAUACUGAUACAGCUCACACACAUACACAGAGCACAGUGAUACAGCUCACACACGCACACAAACACAACGCAAGUCUGUACCCCAAUACCUGCUUAACCAACCACACAAACCCACCUUCUUUUACCAAAUGAUACAUUAUGUACAUAUAUACAUACAGAAGAUAGAAGAAUAUGAUUAUGAAAUCACAAUGUAUAUGCAUAUAUUUAAGGUAAAAAUGAAACAAAAGAGAAUGAAGAUUUUCAAUAGUUGCUGAGAAUUCAAUGAAUUGCUGAUAUAACGUUUUACGUUUAUGUAUUUUGAAAUAUUAGGUAGUUUUAACAAAUUUCUAUAACUUUUCUUCAUUUUUUUGCCAGUUUAAACUCUUUGAUGCUCGAAAAAAGAAAAAAAACACGUUAGUUGCGGGCAGAUUUCCUCGUAGUCUGGGUACACUGUCCGAUCCGAAAAACCAACAGAAAUAUUUUUAGAUGGAUUGGUGAUGGAUUGCAUCUCUUUGUGGACCGCUUGAUUUCACUUUUAUCAUCCCUAACCUCAUGUCUACUCAGUACUACAGUGUGUGUGUGUGUGUGUGUGUGUGUGUGUGUGUGUGUGUGUGUGUGUGUGUGUGUGUGUGUGUGUGUGCGUGUGUGUGCAUAGUUUUUGCGUGCAAGUCAAAUAUAUAUAAGCCUCCACGAGAGAAAAGAGUGGAUGCACUCGCCUCUAUGCUAGGGCUAGGGUAACAAUUAAAACAUAAAAAAAAUAUUCUGCUGCUUUCAGUAAUUGUAUCUUUUGCCCGCUUUUCCUUUACAAGGGGCCCCAAAAAAAGGAUAAAUUAACAAUGGUGACGAAGUCUCACAGAACAUUGUCGGAACUUCAAAACUCGGCUCCUUGUUUUGCGAUUUAACUAAUGUGUUACUUUGGAUGAAAAACAUUUUCCUCCCCUCUGCGGUUUUUCGGGAGAAAACGACCCCCGGUGUUUGUCUGUCACGCUGCUUCCCGUCUUGUUGUGCUUCUCUUCUAUCGUCCUCCGCUAUCCGAACGUCUGUCACGCUCAGAGGAUUCUCUGACACACAGACGGAGAGCGAAGGCAACUAAUAAUACGGCCUCAUCACCGCCAAACCAAAUCACCCCAGCGCCCACCUGAGGAACCUCAUCACUAUGGUUACCACGUUAUUGUUUGACUGGUACGCUUCCUGUUUGCUGUGGUGACCUUCUGCCAGGCCUUUGUGUUCGUGUUGGGAACGGAACGUCUGAAUAUUUGCCAUUUGGCUCCACUGAGGAUCACCAAGAAGCUGUACUUAUUGAGAUGUUGAGAAUCUAUUUAUUAUUUUUAUCUUUUUUAUCUAUUUAUUUAUUUAGUUGUAUAUUUAUUUAUUGGUGUUUGUAUUUAUUUAUUUAUUAGUUGUUCGGCAUAGGUUCAUAUUGACACAAUAUUGCGUUUGUGUGAGUGUUGUGUAUCCAUUUGAAUCUGCUAAAAUCCUGAAUUCAUAAACCACCAUUUGAUUCCAGUCUCCACAACUCUUUUUUACAUAUUUUUGUUUCGUUCCCCAGAUAACAUUUCCAUGUGACAUUUUGAAAAAGUCAAGAGUUUUCUCUGAUCUGAGAGAUGCACACACAAACACACACACCAAGCUCCUGUGUCAAAAUGCCGCCUCCAUGAAUCUGAUGGCUCGUGUUCUUGCUGAAUGCUCGAUGCGGGGGAGGCGGGGGUAUAUCUGAUGCCCUCUGCUGCCCCAGCCCCAGUGGAUUGUAAAGAUCACACCAGCGGGGGUCAGACGGACAGGUGACCUGGAGACCCUGCUGCGGGGGCGGGUCCUUCUGAGGGAGGGCUACCUCCUGAUUGGCUGAAUCUCUGAACGCGUGCUUCUCUCUUGUCAACCUGAGAUGUUGAUUUCUAAUCCCUGAUCGCUAGAUGGUCUCUGUCCCCUUUCUGCAUUGUACCACAAAACGGAAGGAUCAAGGCUCUGUGUGUGCGUGUGUGUGUACGUGUGCAUCUGUGCUUGUGUGUAUGUGUGCGCACGCAUGUGUGUGUGGGACACACACAAUGACCUUGUAUAAUGAAUAAGAGCGUUUAUAAAAUAACGAUUCACAAAGUGGCGGUUCUAUCUAGUUGUUCCAACACGACAUCGAUCGAUGGAUAGAUGAUCGAUGGAUCGAUGGAUUAAGGAUGUCCACGUCACUGCUGCUGUGAGUUCCACGGUACACGCGGUGUUUUGCUUGUUUUGAUUUUAUUUAGAAGAAUGCGAUGGUGUGCCCAUGCAUGGCUCUGCUCUGGGGAACCGAGGCCUAACGAACUAACUGUGAUCCCACUAAGUCUCUCUAGAGACUUCAUUUUUCUUGUGCAUGACUGAAUUUGUUGCCCGUUUAAAGAACAGAGAGACACUAGCUGAUCCCUGGGGGGUGUCCCGCGUCAUGGGCACUGGGCAGGACAGUAAGCUUCCUUGAGUUCCGGUCAGGAGCAUUUAAAAACAACCCGUCCUAAAUAGAAGUUUGAUUAUAAAAAAAUAUGAGGAUUAAAAAACCAGCUGAAAACAGAUUUACUUUGUAGUUACACUGGGACUGUUAGUUUGGUUUAAACACAAAAGAAAAUCCGUCUACCAGCUGUUACAUUACAUAUAAUUAAUAGCCUACAUUAGCUUAUUAUUUUAGUUUAAUUAGGUCAGCUGUCACUCUUUCAUUUGGUGUUAUGUCAUUUUAGCCCUUGGGAAUAAUUAUAAUGUUUUGUUUCUGGAGUGUAGGCAUUUCUCUUGCACACGCUGAUGGUUUUACAAUCAAAUCCAUGAAUGAAGUAAGUUGUUGAAAGAAAUAAAGAGAUUCUUUCACUGCACUUUAGAGGGAAAAAAAUACAUCGAUGUGCUAACAAAUAAAACACACUUUUAGAUAUGUAUUUGUAAAAAAAAACUGUCUCAAGUUCGCAUUGAAAUGGGCGCCCUGCGUCGCAGUGUCAUCUCUGACCCAGGGUAUCCGUUUCAUUUCAUGUCACGGGGUUGUGCAUUUUGUGUGUGAGAAAUGAACGAGUGAUCUGUUGUUUCUGUGUGUUUAUACCUUCCAUUUCCAAAUGUAAACACAAUGUUGCAGACAACAGCAGUCCUCCGUCUGUCCUCUCCCUUCUCUCUGUAUCAGUCGACUGCUCCUCGACGGCGCUCUGUCCUGUUCCAAUACUUAACAAAACGGACAGAGCUGCGUUUGAGCAGUACGUCAAUAUUACCCAGAUGACGUUCUACUGAGUCAAAAGAUGAGAAUAUCACAGAGUGGCACGCAGUAGCCCCACACUACCGCUGAACCAGAGCGUAGGAUCUGUGAACCAAAGGGCUCCGUCAGGCCAACGCACGCCACUGUGCGCCCUCUCUCCUGGGUUUGUAGCAGCACUGUGUUCAUAGGAAGGGAGAUGUAUGGGCAGGACUCAUGUUUAAGUACAAAUCACAUGACAGACUUUCCCAGCCAUUAGCUGCCUUCGUUAGCUUUGGCUCGCUCCCCUUCCUGUCCGUGGAGUACUAUAUCAACAUGCUAUUAAAGAAUUAUUUCAGUCUAUUCACCAAA